AUGGAAAGAAAAAGAGCUACAUUAUUCAAUCAACAAGAAGAUGAGCUGUUGUGUCAUGUGUAUUUAGAAAUAUCACAAGACCCAAUUGAUAGCAAUAACCAAGCUUUGAAAAAAUUAUGGGAAAAAAAUAAAAAAUACAAGCAUGACGGGAGGGAGGCGGAGGCAGCUGGUAUCGGUAGCUGA
Molecule: messenger RNA, 183 nt
Organism: Eutrema salsugineum
Lineage: Eukaryota; Viridiplantae; Streptophyta; Magnoliopsida; Brassicales; Brassicaceae
Exons: 2
Coding region: 1-183 (60 amino acids)
Source: RefSeq, a predicted model, not a curated record